This is a messenger RNA of Poecilia reticulata (guppy), 2468 nucleotides long. RefSeq lists its product as uncharacterized. Gene Ontology annotation, cellular component: cytoplasm. Gene Ontology annotation, biological process: programmed cell death. The record is from RefSeq and is a predicted model, not a curated record. Lineage: Eukaryota; Metazoa; Chordata; Actinopteri; Cyprinodontiformes; Poeciliidae.
UUUACACAUAAACUGGUUAUUUCACUAAAUGAAUCAAGAGGCUUUAAAAGUUAUCAAGCUCUGCAGAACCAGAAACAUUUGAAAACGUUCAGGCUGGCAGACGGUUUUGUUGGAGAUUAAAUCAUGUUUUCAGAUUUUCUUUAAUAAAAAUGUUAUUUUUACAUCUGGACUGUUGGUGCAUAUUUCAUAUGUCCUCAUGUUGUAGACGCUGUGAUGACCCCAAAUCAAACCUUUUGCCCAACAUUAGCCUGAACAUCAGGGUUCCGUCUCCCAUAAACCAGAAGAUGUUUUAAUAAACAUUACAACACAGAGUGCAGCGAGCAGGAAAGGUUUCCGUCCUGAAGUUUCCCAGGUUUUCACGGAGUUGAUGGAGGAUCAGAACCAGGCCCGGCGGCAUGGGCAGGGGUUGGCCGCCCACAGUCAGCCAUGCCCCCCUGGACGUCCGCCGGCAGCCGGGGCCGCUCCGUUAUCAGUGAACCGACAACGACGACCUGCUGCUGCAGUUUCUCUGCUUCCUGUUGGGACUAGAAACCCUCAGGCUGAUCUAAUCUCUGAAGCUUUGAAACGGGUCAUCAGCAAACAGAGUCAGGAAAGCAGGGGAACCGGUCCAUCUGGAUCCGGUGGCUCCACAGAAAGAGCCUGAGGUCGGAUCCUUCAGGUUCCCUGCAUGUGAACGUUUGCUGUGCAGCAUAAUUACCGUCUUCCUCACGAAGGAAGACGGUAUAAAAUGUCAAUGUUCUGGUCAAUGAUCCGGACCGAUACCAGAUAAACCCGACAGAAGACGAUCAAAUCCAUGAUCAAUGCAGUGGAGAACCAUCAGACUGACCAGGUUUAGUAAACCGUCUUAGCCUGGUAGAUGGAGAUGUUUACAUCUAAAGUCUUUAGUUCCUGCAACAUUUCAGGAUCAACACAAAGCAGCAGUUUUUGAGCUGAGGGUUCAAAGACACGAUGUUCAAAGCUGCAGCCACAGCGUUCGUCAAAAGCCUGAAUGCUGACAAGCAUCUCGUUCCCAAUGAAGAUCAAACUACAGACGUAGAACUUCUGACUUUAGUCAGAAUCAAGAAGGGGAGUUUCUGGACUCAUCCCAGUUACAAAGUGCUCCCGUACACCUUACCUAAGCUUGUGGGGGAGAAGCAGUUUUCACCAGAUGAUGAGGAGAAAGAGAUGGCGGUGGAUUUCAAGACCUACAGAACGAUCGGUGGGGACGUCCAAGUGAAGGCAGGAGACGUUGUUGAUGCUGGGAUGAGCGUCGACACUGUGGAUGCUAUGAGUUCUACCACCAUCAAGAAAAGGAAAGUCAAUCUUGAUUGUGUGAGGGAGACGUUCAGGGGCAGAGUGAUUAAGAAAAACGACCUGAAGCAGCUGAAACUGAACAAAAACAACAAACUGGCGUUUGUCUAUGCGAGGGCGUACAACACUCAACCUGUGACACUGACCAAUUUGGGAAGCUGCAAGGGAAAAGCCUCAGCUUUGUAUCAGAGCCUGGUGAAUGUGGGUGUUGGGGUGAGGAUGGAGACGGGCACCAAUUACAAGGUACCAGAAAAUAGCACCUUUGCUUACAGCCUGGUGGAGAUCGAAUUGGAGGACGGGAUGAUCGAAAUACCUUUUGACACCUGGAGUCACAAACGAGGUUGGGAAUCUGAUGCCAUAGACAGUGACAUUCUGGAAAAAGCUAGAGAGGGGAUUGAAACAAAGGAAAAUAUCCUGAACCUGAUUGACAGACUUCCAGAGUCGAUUCGUGGAGAUGUGCUGAAGCAGCUGAGAGAGGUUCUGGAGGAAGAGGAUGCUCUGAGUGAGCUGGAGGACAUACUGGACGAUGGCAGUGGGCCUCCGGUGUCUAAGGCUGUCUCUUCUUUCCUGGACAUCCUGGGCCAGUCCAAGGCGAAGGACGGUCUUCGUGUUCUGGUUGCCGCCUUGGAUGCUCUGCCUCUGCCACUGCAGCGACCUCUGACCUCAGGAAGUCCUGAGACCAUCACCGUCCUCCACCAGCUGGUGGACAGUCUGAAGGACAGCGAUGAACCCAGUCUGCCCGGUUCUGUCCCCGCCGCCCUGCAGCCAGAUGGAGAUCUGCGUUGGGCCGCUGACCUGCUCUGCUCCUCUGACGAGGUUCUGAAGUCGCUGACCGAUCUCUUCGCUGUGCCACCAGAGGUUCUGCUGGAGGUUCUGGCUCUGGCCGUGAUGGGAAUCCACAAGCUGCAGGGCGGAGAGUGAAGCCGGUCCUGCUGGUGGACGUCUCACACUGGGGACCUUCAAUGAGAGAAAAAUCUUUUUAAUUCUGGGCCACUUCCUGUUGGGUUUCCCGUCACAGCGCCACCGUCUGUCAGGUUCAAAAACGCUCAAAUCAACUUGCGUCCAACGGCCUGGUUUGGUGUUUUUCCAUGUUCUGAAUGAAACUCUGACUUUAAAAAUGAAAACCAAUCUAUUGUCUUUCUCCUCUCAAUGAUCAUUAAAGGCAUCCAAACAUGAAA